UAAAACACUUGUUUCUUUUCUUAUCGUUUUGCUAUCACUGUAUCAAAGUUCACUUGUCUCUUAGCUAUUUUUGCCGGUGUUAACCAUUAUCGCUCACUUUAUCAUUUAGUAGCGGAUAAAGGCGGCAGCUUACUGCAAUCAAAUAAAAAAAUAUGGCUUCAAUGGGUGUCGUUUCUAGAAUCUUCUUAGGAAAGAAUGUAAUCAACAAAAGCAGAGUUGCUGUCGUAUCCAAUACCGGCAUCAAGUUCUAUAGCGCAGCGCCUGCGUACGAAAAUAUUAAGAUAGAUGUUGUCGGCGCGAAAAAAAAUGUUGGGCUUAUACAGUUGCACCGGCCGAAGGCACUCAACGCUCUCUGCAAACCACUGUUUGUUGAGCUUGGAAAAGCUGUUAAUGACUUUGAUGCAGACAACAACAUUGCAGCCAUUAUAAUCACUGGAAAUGAGAAAGCUUUCGCCGCUGGUGCGGACAUCAAGGAAAUGCAAAACAACACCUACAGUCACAACACGAAAGAAGGAUUCUUGCGUGAGUGGGAGGAUAUCUCGAACUGCGGAAAACCUAUUAUUGCCGCCGUCAAUGGAUUUGCUUUAGGUGGUGGUUGCGAGCUAGCUAUGCUCUGCGACAUCAUAUAUGCUGGUGAGAAAGCAAAAUUUGGCCAGCCUGAGAUCAACAUAGGCACAAUCCCUGGUGCUGGCGGUACCCAGAGACUCCCUAGAUAUGUCGGCAAGUCAAAGGCAAUGGAGAUUGUCCUCACUGGCAACUUUAUUGAUGCCCACGAAGCUGAAAAAAUGGGUCUUGUCAGCAGAGUAUUCCCAGUUGAUAAACUAUUAGAAGAGACUAUCAAGUUAGCGGAGAGAAUAGGCACACACUCUCCCCUUAUCGUUAAACUGGCCAAACAAUCGGUUAACCAAGCAUAUGAGACUUCCUUGAGAGCAGGUCUCCAGUUUGAGAAAUCUGUUUUCUACGGCACCUUUGCUACGGAAGACCGAAAGGAGGGUAUGACUGCCUUUGUUGAGAAAAGAGCCCCAUCUUUCAAAAAUGAAUAAUACCGUUUACCGUCUUUUUGAAAAAAAUCUGUGUAUCAAUGUAAUAUUUAUUGCAUGAAUAUUACAUGAAUGAAAUCAAAAUAUUCUUUAAGAAAAUGUAUUAAUAUCAAGCAAUCAAGUGGAUAUAUAUUAAGUGUUAUAUACAAUUUUCUAGUGGGUUUAUAAAACCAAAACAAAAAGGUUUAUACAAAAUAUACGAAUUUUAUUUUUUU
This is a messenger RNA of Manduca sexta (tobacco hornworm), 1255 nucleotides long. RefSeq names its product probable enoyl-CoA hydratase, mitochondrial (gene Echs1). The transcript has 6 exons. The record is from RefSeq and is a predicted model, not a curated record. Gene Ontology annotation, biological process: fatty acid beta-oxidation. NCBI's taxonomy places the organism in Eukaryota, Metazoa, Arthropoda, Insecta, Lepidoptera, Sphingidae. The coding region runs from base 153 to 1043 and encodes 296 amino acids. Gene Ontology annotation, molecular function: enoyl-CoA hydratase activity. Gene Ontology annotation, cellular component: mitochondrion.